AUUUAAUGCAAGAGUAAAAAUGGAACAGAAGCACACAGAUACAGAUCUACAAAGAUUGGAAGAGCUGGCAAGAGAUGCAGCGGUCGGGUCUACUAUGUACGACAAAAGAUGGGUGAUAGAGAACAUUUUAGCGGUUGGACGACAUUUCCAGACAACCUCGUAUAUUACUGAGGACGGACCAAGAGAGCUAGAUGAUACCAUUGAGGAGAAAAUGAUGACUCUAUGGGAUAUAUCUGUCGAGGAAGAUGUCAGUAAGUUCUAUUUGGAUUACGGAGUUUUAGACUUUUUUAUUGAACUGUUCUCUAAUCCUAACCUCAGGGUAAAGGAGAUCUCUAUUGGUAUCAUGACAAACAUGGUGUUCCACGAGUCCUUGUUCCCAACCAUCAUGGAGACAGAUAAAUGUUUAGAGAAUUGUUUGAAAUUGCUCGAGGAAAAGGAUUCCCCCACACUACUAAUAGUUUUCAGGUGUCUGCAUUCAUAUGGAUAUAAUCUGUUUAAUCUGAUAAAUAAGAAUGAGGAUUCACAGAAGGAAGUUGCAAAAAGUCUUCUAGAAAAAUUCCUUAUUUUUCUGUCUCUUCAUUCUGUUGUACAAAAUAUAGGAAUGGUGAUGGGAAGCUGUACAAAUAAAACAGUAUUACAAAACUGUGCUCGUUUUUUAUCCAUUCUAUCCGAACUCUGGGAUUUCCAUGAAGAUCGGAGGAAGGUCUCUCAUCACUACACAGGCGAACAGUUUUUACAAUGUGCUCUGGAGGGAAUGAAGGAGUGUGUAGGUGAAGAUAAAACAGAAAAACAUUUCAUGAUUUUUCUUUAUCUUCUGUUCCAACGGGAUCUAGAAAAGGACAUGUAUUCAUCGAUAUCCACGCAGACGAUCUGUAUAAUGGAGAGGUUACUGAAGGAACAUGUACUUGAAUAUAGUUCAAUAGAUGAACAUGAUCUAGAAUUUAUUUUCAAUAUCUCGUAUGUGUUAAAGUGUUGCCUAGAGAGUGGAGAAUUCUCAUCCAUCCCUGCAAACCUUAAAUCAUUUCUGAAAGAUGCUGAAGGAAGGGUCGAGAAGGUUGAUAUAGAUGACUAUUUUGUUUAUAGAUUCUGAAGGAAGGGUAGAGAGGGUUGAUAUAGAUGAAUAUAUUUGUAUAUAGAUGUUCAAGGAAGGGUAGAGAGGGUUGAUAUAGAUGAAUAUAUUUGUAUAUAGAUUCUGAAGGAAGGGUAGAGAGGGUUGAUAUAGAUGAAUAUAUUUGUUUAUAGAUUCUGAAGGAAGGGUAGAGAGGGUUGAUAUAGAUGAAUAUAUUUGUUUAUAGAUUCUGAAGGAAGGGUAGAGAGGGUUGAUAUAGAUGAAUAUAU
Eurytemora carolleeae is the source of this 1338-nucleotide messenger RNA. Its product is annotated as protein SAAL1. Lineage: Eukaryota; Metazoa; Arthropoda; Copepoda; Calanoida; Temoridae. The transcript has 17 exons. The coding region runs from base 20 to 1090 and encodes 356 amino acids. The record is from RefSeq and is a predicted model, not a curated record.